Messenger RNA from Rotaria sp. Silwood2, 4089 nucleotides. Lineage: Eukaryota; Metazoa; Rotifera; Eurotatoria; Philodinida; Philodinidae. The record is from the annotation of a GenBank genome assembly.
AUGCAUCUGAAUUGUAGCGGCAAAUGGCCAUGCUUGAGCUGGCGUGAAGUUUGUGACAAGAAAGUGGAUUGCUCAGAUAGUGUUGAUGAGAUUGAUUGCUGGAAACUGGAAGCCAAUGAGUGCAACGAAAGUGAAUUUCGAUGCCAAAACGGUCAAUGUAUCCCGGUACAAUUUUUUUUUGAUAAAAGUCAUCAACCGGACUGCUUAGAUGAAAGCGAUGAAUAUCCACUUCUCAUUAGAAAACAUGAUUGUUUCGCUGAUCUUUCGUUUCAAUGCGAAGAGCAUUUAUGUCAAUGGGGACAGUAUGAUUUCUCAUGUGGUGAUGGACAAUGUACUGAUGGAAUUAAAGAAUGUUCGAAUGGUCGUAGUCAUCUUUUGCCAGCCGAUUUUUGCUCUAAUACAGUGGAAAUGGAUUUUUUCAACAAUAUCAAUGGUGCCAUUGAUACUGAAUGGUUGACAACGUUUUGUUCGAAGCUUAGCAAAAUGGAAGGUAAUCGCUCUAUGUUAUACGAGUUUCGCUAUGUUGCAUCAAUAUUCGGACAUGUGCGCCUUUUAUAUUCCAGUGAAAAAAUUCAAUCGAAUAAACCUUUCUUGCCGGACUAUGUAUGUUACGAUGAGAAGCUCUGCGCUGAUUUUCUUCCAGCUACAGCAUAUUUCAAUAACCUGGCAUGUCGACAUUUUCAAACUUUAGGAUUAGAAAAUCCAAAUUCAUAUAAUGAUAUAAAAACAUUGAUUAAAGAUAUCAAAAUUCUAUUCAGAGGAUGCUUAGUGACAGGAAACGAAAUGAAAUAUUGCAAUUUUUCAUGGAUGUACCAAUGUGAGAACUCGACAAAAUGUAUUUCUCUGCAGCGACUUGUUGAUGGUAUUCAAGAUUGUCCAUUUAAUGAUGAUGAAACAUUUAACGAAAGUUGUUCACUUAAAGAUAUUCGUCAACGUUUUAACUGUUCGUUGAAUGGCAAUAAAAUAUGUUAUGCACUUACUGUUCUUAAUAAUAAGAUUGAUUGUGAUAACGGCGAAGAUGAACUUCAAGAAAAUAAAAUAUUACGAAAGAAACACAUAUAUUUUCGGACAAUAUGCGACGGAAUAACAGAAUUACAACCUGUAUUGAUUGAUGGACGUUAUGAAACAGAUGAAACAGAUUGUAGCCAUUGGUUAUGUAACAAUACUAACAAUAGAUGUGACACCCGCUGGAUGUGUGAAGAUGGUGCUGAUGAGGUAAAUUGUCCAUCAUCGACUUGUUCGAAAGAUCAUCACAGAUGUGUGUUUCUGAAUAAUACAUCAAAUGUAUCAUGUUUGCCAAUAGCUCUAGCUGGAAAUGGCAUUCAAGACUGUCUCGGUGGAACGGAAGAACUGGUAGGAUAUUUACGAAACAGUUCUCCUGAGGAGGUUUAUUAUACUUUUCAAUGCUGGAAUGAUACGAAACGCAUUAAAACUAGAAGUAUUUGUGACGGAAGGAUGGACUGUAUUUUUCAUGAUGACGAAACAUUUUGUGAGAAUAUCAGACCGAAUGGAUUUGAACAAUGCACCAAGUCAGAGCCACCUAUGACAGAAAUCGAAAAAUUUCUUGGCUCCUGUCACAUCAACAUGCGGCCAACAGAGAAAGUACAUUUUAAAUUAUUUAAUAGCAUUACAUACCCACCACUUUUAAAGAUACACAAGAGUCGCAUGUUACCGUCGACUCUUAAAAAUACUCCUUUUUCUAAAAGCGAUCUCUCUAUCAGUACAGAAUUAGAUUCUGAAUGGCCGUGCAAUCGUGGAAUAGAUCUUUAUGUUCGAAUGCCUGAUUUUACCGCGCAAUUAUACUGUCUUUGCCCACCAAGUUUUUAUGGAGAUAGAUGUCAAUAUGAAAAUCAACGUGUAAGUGUCUCGCUUCAGAUUCGAGUUGAAGCGCACUGGUAUGAUUUACUUAUAUUUCUGAUAACUCUGAUUGACAAUGAACGAAAUAUUGAAGCACAUGAUUACGUUGAAUAUUUACCGAUUCGGGACUGUCGAAAUAAAUUUUAUACCUAUUUAUUAUAUGCAACGAGGCCGAAGAGUGUAUUAAAAAAUUACUCAGUACAAAUCGAUGCAUUUGUUCAAAUGACAAUGGUAUAUCGUGCUAGCUGGAUUUUUCCACUUCAAUUUCCAUUUCUUCCUGUUCAUCGUGUAGCUGUUCUUCUAGAAAUUCCUAUUUCGAAUGCCCAGCCUACACACAGAUGUUGGCCACCGUGCAAACAUGGCCAAUGCUAUUUUUAUAUCAACAAACAGAACUCAACAUUCUGUCUUUGUGAGCAGGGUUGGUCAGGGAUACAGUGCAAUGCGAAAGAGGCAUGUGACUGUGCCAACGGUUCCUUAUGUAUUAGUAAGUCAAUCUGCUUAUGCUCUAAUGAUCGAUUUGGUCCUCAAUGUAAUCUGUUACGGCUGCCAUGCCAAGCUAAAUCAUGUCUCAAUGGCGGAAAAUGCUUAUCUUUAGAUGUGAGAUAUAUACCUGGAUAUUUGCAGCAGGCAAUAUGCGUUUGUCCAAAAGGGUUUAUAGGUGAAUAUUGUCAACUUCAACAAGCACCAAUUCGAAUUUAUUUAACUUUUCAUCGGAAAAUAAGCAUUCCACCAUCAGUAAUUAUUCAUUUUAUCGAUGUUCAACUAAAAAUGGAACCCAAUCGAACAAGUGUAAUCAAAAAUAUUGGAUUCAAUCAAGAUUCAUUAACUCUUUAUAUCUCGCUUUGGUUUAACAUAGCUAUUGCGCAAAUAUUUGAUCGCUACCAUCUUAUUAUUCUUCAAGAAGAAACAAUUCUCUCGGCAAAUAUAUCAACAGAAGUCAUGCCAUCGAAUCAAUGUCAAUCUAUUCAGGAACUGCUCAAUGGAACAUUAGCGAGUCAACAUUUGUUGAAACGCAUAAAAUAUUAUCAUGUACCAUGCCAACAGAAUCAACAGUUAAUUUGUUUCUUUGAUGAUGUUUACAUAUGCUUCUGUACUCUUGAUCGACAAUCUAAUUGUCUCGAAUUUGAUCAUAAUGAAAUUUAUAAUUGCGGUGGAGGAAAUUUCUGUGAAAAUGAAGGUUACUGUUUCCAAGAAGAUCCUAAAUGCCCUACACCACCAAUCUGCACUUGCCGUCAAUGCAAUUUUGGAUCACGAUGCCAGUUCUCUACCAAAGGAUUUACACUUUCUUUGGACAUUAUUUUAGGUUAUCACAUUUAUCCCAGAACUGGAAUUAAUCAUCAGUCAUUUAUUGUAAAAGUCGCCAUAGGAAUCGCCACAUUUAUGUUUAUUUUCGGUCUUAUAAAUGGCUUUCUCUCCUUUCAAACCUUUCGAGGAAAAGAAGUACGUACAGUUGGCUGUGGUCAUUAUCUUUUUGUAUCAUCAAUCAUAUCCAUCGUAACUGUGAUAAUAUCCACAGCGAAAUUUUCAGUUCUCUUAGCGUUUCAGAUCGGUUCCAUAAACAAUCGUUCUUUUAUGCACAUACAAUGUGUCUGCAUCGAGUUUCUUCUUCGAUCUCUUUUGAGUACUAAUGAUUGGGUUAAUGCUUGUGUAGCCAUUGAAAGAAUUGUCGUUGUAAGAAAGGGUACUAAGUUCAAUAAAACAAAGAGUAAACAAGUAGCUAAUUGGAUGGUUUGGAUUGUCCUCUUUCUCACUAGUUCUAUGUACGCUUAUGACCCAAUUUAUCGUGGUCUAAUUGACGAUGAUCAAGACCAACGUACAUGGUGUGUUACUCAAUAUUCAUCAUCUCUGCAAAUGCUUGACUGGAUUUUGAACAUCUUUCAUUUUUUUAUUCCAUUUACAAUUAAUGGUAUUUCUGCUAUGAUUAUCAUCCUAACUGUUGCUCGGACUCGAUCCAAAUCUCAGAGAAAGACAUCUUUUGAAUCACAUCUCUACAAACAACUUAAACAUCAUAAACAUCUAUUAAUCUCGCCAUUGCUUCUUAUUCUAUUGGCAUUACCUCGUCUAAUUAUUUCAUUUUUAUCUGGAUGCAUGAAAACAGCUAAAGAUUCUUGGUUUUAUCUCAUCGGUUAUUAUAUUUCGUUAAUUCCACCAAUGACAACGUUUGUAAUAUUUGUUUUACCAUCGGACACCUAUAAAAAGGAAUUUCGUGAAUCAAUGAAACGAUUUUACUAA